CUUUCUCUCUCUCUCUCUCUCUCUCUCUCUCUCUCUCUCUCUCUCUCUCUCUCUCUCUCUCUCUCUGUCCGUCCGUCUGUCUGUCUUUCUGUCUGUCUUUCUCCUUAUCAUCCUUAGACUCCACAGGCUCGCAGUACGGAGAACGAUGAGAUCCCCGUGACGCGUCUCCCUCGCGAUGUCCCAUCUCUAUCCACCCUUCGUCACCUGACUCUCCUCAGUAUCGCUGGCGCGCGUGUACCUUUUAUUUGUCGGAGUAUGUGCGCGCGCGACUCCGUUACGAGUCCGAUCGAGUACGGAGCGUUUAAGUUCGCAGAGGAAGAAGCUUCUCGUGUUACUUGGUCAACAUAAGUUCCUUCGUUCUUCUGAAAAGUACUGAAUCAACAAGCUUUCGGGGCAUCAUCGUAAAGAUUCUCCUUAGUUCUUAACUGAAGAGAUUUGUUGGAGGACGUCAAGAAAGGGUCAGCUGUAUUUUUCGUCCUUGAAACGAAGAAUUCGUAGAAAUUGGAAGUGGAGCCGAGGACGAUCGGUGAUAUACUAUCUUAGAAUAGUUUUAGUCUACGUUGCGAGAAGGAAAGAAGCGGAGAGAGAAGAGAGUGCGGUCCGUGCGUGUGCGUGUGCGGACGGGGUUACGAAGAGAAGGUGACGAGUGUUCGAAAAACUUUUUGAAAGGUGAGGAAGAGGUGUCCUCGCGAGUGUGCAAAAUUCUUUAUCGUAAGAGAUAAGAAAAAGAGAGAGAGAGAGAUACAUAUAUAUAUAUAUAUUAUACGUCGACGUUACGUCGAAAGUGUUGAAAGAAGGAAGAAGGAAAUAGAGGAAAAAUAGAAGGAAAUUUUUCGACGGAGUCUCUACGCGCGUUUUUUGAACGUGUACAAGUAACAGAAUCGUGAAAUGUACCGGAAACGAUGGACCGUAAAAGCACUGCGAAUGGAUUUACAAUAUAACACCGUGGGUAAUGGCACGAGCACGUCCCUCAGGAUGAUCUGCGUUUUCAUCUUUUGGAUGCUACUCUAUGAUAGUACAGCACAUGGUAUACGUCGUUUAAAAGCGGACAUUUUUCAAGAAUGGCCGUCAACGGAAAAAGGACCAUACUUCGACACUUCGGUCCCAUCGAAUAUGACCGGCUUAGUCGGGAAAACUAUUCAGCUGGUUUGCAAAGUGAAGAAUCUCGGAAACAGAACGGUGUCGUGGGUAAGGCAUCGAGAUAUUCAUUUGCUGACCGUGGGACGUUACACUUAUACCAGCGAUCAACGUUUCGAAGCAAUGCAUACGCCACAUUCGGAAGAAUGGACAUUGCAAAUACGAUAUCCUCAAAAAAAGGAUUCCGGUGUAUACGAAUGUCAAAUCUCUACGACACCGCCUAUCGGACUUCCGGUUCAUCUUACAAUAGUUGAACCAGUCACCGAGAUAACGGGAGGUCCAGAUUUAUUUAUUAACAAAGACAGUACGAUAAAUCUAACCUGUCUUGUAAGGUACGCACCAGAACCACCGUCCACGAUAAUCUGGAGUCAUAAUCGACAGAUUUCGAAGGCAAUUGCUGCGGCCGAGUUGCAAGAAACUCUCUUCUGGAUAUGGCUAAGGACAAAGAACGAAGGAAACGAGGACUUAUGGUUAAAGAAGAGAAGGAGUAUAAUAGCUCGUCAACAGAACAAUUUUGAUUUCGAGUAUUCCGAUGAAUACGAGAUCGUAGUUCCACGAAAGGUCAAGUCCGACGGGACGUUUGUGUCGCAUCAGAUACCACAUCAUUUCAAACGUUCGUUCUAUGAAAAGAAUGUAAGAGAAAAUAGAGCGAUGUCCGAAGAUGAUGCGGUUCACUAUCGACUUCUACUUGGUCAGAAGGAACACCAUCUCGAGUUAUAUCCGAGUCAUCGAUUUUGCUCUCCUGGUGCCAUAAUCGAGGAACAUCGAACAGGCAAUGGCGACGAUAAGAAACGUUUCCUCGACGAUCUGCGAAUUCGACGAAUGAGAGAUAGACAGUGUCAUUAUCAAGGUCGCGUUAGAAACCAUCCGGAUAUAAGUGCACUUUCUACUUGUUACGGACUCGUAGGUUACAUCAAAACGAAAGAUUCGUGGUAUACGAUCGAACCAAUCGAAGGAUACGAUUUCACUAAAGAUAUCGAACACCCUCAUGUAGUCUACAGAAAAAAUCCGAAGGAUAUAAAAAUCAAUCAAGCUUCCUCGUGUAUAAAUUUGGACGGUUUUAACAGGACGAUUAAAAAACGUGAAUAUAACGAAGUCGUUAGGAAACGUAGAUUGGAUAACGAUAGUCAACAACAUAAAGGUCCUAUGAAAUAUACCGUUGAAUUGUUAGUCGUUUUGGAUAUUACACUUUUGCGUCAACAUCGAGAUUUCGAUGUGGAAAAUUACGUAUUGACCAUGUUCAAUAUGGCUGCUAGUCUGUUUCAUGAUAUAAGCUUAGGAUUCGAUAUGGAUUUGGCUAUAGUCAGGAUCAUCCGACUCGAAGUAGAGGAAAAAGAGAUGAACUUGGGGAUCACGAAGAAUUUAGAAACAACGUUGAAACGAUUCGAAGAAUGGCAAAGGGAUAUGAAUCCUGGCGAUGACGAUCAUCCGAAUCAUCAUGAUUUGGCGAUAUUACUUACGAGGAUGGAUUUUUGCGUGACACGGGAACUUUGUGGAUUUACCGGCGCAUCUACUAUGGCUAGCACGUGUGAUCCUUUAAAGGGAGCUGUUAUUGUCAAGGACAGUGGUCUCAUUACAGGAUUUCAUAUAGCUCAUCACAUAGGACACACACUCGGCAUGUCACACGAUGUCGGAGGGGAAAACGGGUGUCCUGGGAUAGUUCAUCAUCAGGAUGGAUUCGUGGAAACGUCGGUUAUGUAUCCUGGGAGUGCAUAUGUGACGAAAAAGUGGUCCAACUGUUCUCGAAAUUAUUUGCAACAUUACAUCCAAUCUGGUUUGGCUCAUUGUCUUGAAGACGAGCCAAAGGAUCAUCAUUUUCCUACCAUGGAGAUGUUACCUGGAGUCAUAUAUAACAGCGAUUUUCAAUGUCGUUUAAUGUAUCGUCGUGAUGUCGUUCAUUGCGAUCUUGAUAUCAACUGCGAGACUCUGAGCUGUUCUAUUCCGGGAAAGGGUUGCGUGUCAGGUAGGAAACCACCUGCCGAGGGUACCGCCUGCGCCGAGAAGAGGUGGUGUUAUAACAUGAAGUGCGUCAUGAUAGGUGAACGAUUAGGAGCGAUCGAUGGUGGGUGGAGUAGUUGGUCAUCUUGGAGUCGAUGUUCUCGUAGUUGUGGAUCCGGAGUGGCUUUUGCAACGAGAAAAUGCGAUCAUCCAAGUCCAACUAACAGCGGUAGUUAUUGUCCCGGUAUAAGAAAACGUUACAAAAUUUGUGCCACCAACCCAUGCGAAAUCGAUGCGCCAUCAUUCAGAGACGUCCAAUGCAACGAAUUCAACGAUUGGGUCUUUCCAGAGGAUGGGAAAGUUCAUCGAUGGAUAGCUUAUAAUUUACCGGAAAACUUGAAAGCUUCCGAAAAUCCGUGCUCCCUAUACUGCCUAAGCGAUACGGGUUUGGUAACGUCAUUAAGGCCAAAGGUCGUUGAUGGUACUACAUGCUACAGAGGCAUCCGCGACAUCUGCGUAUCUGGCGUCUGCAGAGAGAUACCAUGCGAUCUCGAUAUGGAAUCCAACGCGGUCGAAGAUGUUUGCGGCGUUUGUCGAGGUGACAGCACAUCCUGCAAGAUCAAGGAAGGAACGCUCGUAAUCCAAGCCCAAUCAAAACCGAGGAAGAUAGUAGACGUACCAGCUGGCUCGAGAAACAUACGAGUUGAACUAACUCAUCCUACAAAGUCGAGAAUUAUAGUAGAAGCUAAGAGUUCUGGAUUGACUCUAAUCGAUGGAAAUCACUUAGGAAUGUACGAAGUGGCAGGCUCGAAGGCGUGGCUCGGUAUGAUAAGACCGAGACAAGGAGCUUUAAAUGUGCCAGGACCCGUCACGGAAGACUUGGUUAUAUUGGUACACCCGGUGGAAAACGUAACGUUGAAGUACUCGUUGGGAUUGAAACAAGAGAAACCACGGAAGGGAAAAUUCUCAUGGGAUUUCGUUGACUGGGAACCAUGUACCGCUGUUUGCGGACCCGGCGAACAGGUCUCGAAAGCACGGUGUAUCGAGGAAAUCGGUGGUAUGGUGGACGAGAAUAAUUGCAAAAAUUUAACGAAACCGGAUGUGAAAGUUAGACCGUGCAAUCAGGCACCCUGUUUACCCAGAUGGAUGUUAGGCGACUGGCAAGGUUGCGAGAAUUGCACGGCCAAAUGUAAAAGGACACGAGCUGUGAAAUGCGUACGUCCGGUUGGUCAUGGCGAACAGGAUGUUGACAUUAUACCGGAUAAUUAUUGUCAAGGACCAAAACCGAAAGAAUCGAUCUUAUGUUCCUCCGAUAUUAAUCGAAUCAAUCGUAUGAUCGAGGAUAUCUCGAUUGAUGAGGAUAGAUCAUCGGUGAACAAUGAAACUACGGUUAACCUCGAGGAUAUUAAAAAAGGAGAACUCGUGAUCGAUAAAGAAUAUAUCGAUAAUCUAACGCUUACCAUUAUAAUCGAACGCGACGAAAAUAAUAACAUUGUUAAUUUGCCGAAGGACUUUGUCUCGAGAACCUCAGAAAAUGACACGGAAUUAUUAUUGGUCGGCAUGGACGCUGUUAAAUAUAUUCAAACGAUACAAGAGGAAGAAGUGAAAACGACUUUUCCGUUUUUCUAAUAUUAUAGAAAAUUUAAUUUUAUCAUUA
Molecule: messenger RNA, 4732 nt
Organism: Vespula pensylvanica (western yellowjacket)
Lineage: Eukaryota; Metazoa; Arthropoda; Insecta; Hymenoptera; Vespidae
Product: A disintegrin and metalloproteinase with thrombospondin motifs 7-like
Exons: 23
Coding region: 889-4704 (1271 amino acids)
Biological process (GO): proteolysis; extracellular matrix organization
Cellular component (GO): extracellular matrix
Molecular function (GO): metalloendopeptidase activity
Source: RefSeq, a predicted model, not a curated record